AUCAACCAUGAGACUGCUCCUUGUUUUGCCUUUCCUUGCACUUCACCUGCUCUGCACUCAGGGUGCCAAAAUAACAAUAAUAGAUGGAGAGAUAGCUAAUCCACAUUCCAGACCGUACAUGGCUCUGAUAAAGUUUGAAACAAGCUAUGGAGAAAGUAUAUGUGGAGGAAGUCUAAUUCAUCCCAGAUGGGUGCUCACUGCGGGUCACUGUCAAAUGCUUGGGAGUGUUGUAACUGUUAUUCUUGGUGCUCAUGACAUGGACAAAUAUGAGAAACAGAAGCAGAUGUUUCGUUCUCCCAAGAGUUUUACGCACCCUCGCUAUAACAACAGCAAAUAUUUUAAUGAUCUUAAACUAUAUAAGUUACCUCGUGCAGCCAAGCUGGGAAAAGGUGUUCAGCUUCUACCUCUGCCAAAACCAUCUAACGACCUACAGGAGGGGACUGUAUGUGAAACAGCAGGAUGGGGGAAGACUAAAAAAGAUGAUGAAUCACAAUAUCUACUGGAAGUUAAUGUCACCGUCCUAAGCAGAGAGACAUGUGCUGAUCGUUAUAUAAGGCUUGAGAUGGAAAUAACAGAAAAUAUGAUGUGCACCAGUGUGGGACCUGGAGGACAGGAUACAUGUACUGGAGAUUCAGGUGGUCCUUUAAUCUGCAAUGGAGUCUUGUCAGGAGUGACAUCAUUUGGACCAAAAAAAUGUGGACAACCUAACAAGGCCUCCGUGUUCACUCGCCUGACCCAGGAAUACAUCGACUGGAUACAAAGCAAAAUCAACAGCACUAAACUCACUUAAUAAAUCAUGUGUUGUUUCUUCUACCAUUACACCGCCAUUUUUGUAAAAGCUUUAU
Nanorana parkeri is the source of this 845-nucleotide messenger RNA. Its product is annotated as granzyme K-like. Bases 8 to 790 code for a protein of 260 amino acids. The record is from RefSeq and is a predicted model, not a curated record. NCBI's taxonomy places the organism in Eukaryota, Metazoa, Chordata, Amphibia, Anura, Dicroglossidae. The transcript is spliced from 5 exons. Gene Ontology annotation, biological process: proteolysis. Gene Ontology annotation, molecular function: serine-type endopeptidase activity.